AUGGGUUUGGAGCUGGGUUGGAAAUGUCCGACUCCGGUCGUCAUUUGCUCGAACGAGUCGAUGUUCAUUGCCAUAUUCGUUUUGACAAGGACACCGACUCCAUCAGCUCCUCUACUGUCGCAUGUUCCUAAGAACAGUUCUUCUUCUGUGUUAUAUACUGCAUUUAAUGGGUGGAGUGGUAUCGCCUCGGUCAGUCCGAUGACGCCGUACUUAAUCAUCGAGAUCUUCAGUGGUCCCUUCCGAUACAAGCAAGAUAAUCAAAAAUCAACGUCGACAUCGUUGUUUGAAGAGUUCGGACGCAAAGUGGGCUAUCCAGUCUCGGAUGGGGUAGCGCUCUCGAGGACCCAUCUUACCGUCAAUAUUCGCAUUUUUCGUUGGGAAGCGAUGGAAUCAGUACUGCAUUCAGUCGAUUAUUUAAUUCUUCUCGAACGUGUUGUUGAUGUUCUUGGUCGUGUUCUUUCACUUAAUGCCCGGACAGUGUUUGUGCCGAGAAAUAAUCAAAAGGUGAUGUUGGUCACUUCGUACUAUGUAAUAGUCGCUUUUUCUUAA
Necator americanus (New World hookworm) is the source of this 549-nucleotide messenger RNA. RefSeq lists its product as uncharacterized. NCBI's taxonomy places the organism in Eukaryota, Metazoa, Nematoda, Chromadorea, Rhabditida, Ancylostomatidae. The transcript is spliced from 3 exons. The record is from RefSeq and is a predicted model, not a curated record. The coding region runs from base 1 to 549 and encodes 182 amino acids.